AUGGAGGUACGUGGUCCUCGGAGGAAUCCCAGCUACCUCUCUGAUCUCUAUCAGAACAUGUUACGGGCUGAAGAAGCACCAGGACAAGGGCAGCAGCAGCCCCCAGCAGUCCAUACGAGUAGCAGCCUGACUCUUCGGAGCAGUACCCCAGCCAAGGGGGGCCCUCAGCCAAAUAAGCUUCAGAGCAGCACUUCCUCCAGCUGUGAUCCAGCAUUACGGCCUAUCAUACGCCGCCGAGCAAGAUCUUUGCCUGCAUCGACCGAAAGAAGGAAGCUUACAGCAGUGCAGCGUCAAGUUCCUGGAUGCCAGAGUCGUAUGAACAGGGUGAGAUUUGCUGAUGCUUUGGGCUUGGAGCUCACUGAAGUGAAAGUCUUCCAGACUGGGGAGGAUCCAUCGAUCCCCUUGCAUGUCCUUUCCAGGCUCUCCAUAAACUCAGACCUGUGGUACAGCAGCUCAGACUUGGAGUUUACUAUGCAGUGCUUGGUCCCUGACUUCCAGCAGCCUGCAGACUGUAUGGAUUUCUCGUCCCGACUUCAGGAGCAGCAGGUGUGUCUUGAACGAGUGACCAGCUCAGAUUUGGGGCUCAGUGGCACCAUCCAGGUUCGCAAUGUUGCUUUUGAGAAGCGCGUAUCUGUGCGAUAUACCUUCAACCAGUGGAAAAGCCUGCACGAAGUGUGUGCUCAUUGGCACAGUAGCAUCCCUGAGAAAAACGGGCAGGAUCAGGUCGAUGUUUUCACUUUCUUUCUCCCUGUGCCUCCUUUCCUCCUUCAGCUGUCCUCUGUAGUCCAGUUUGCAGCAAGGUACCAAGUCAAUGGCCAGGAGUACUGGGAUAACAACAGAGGCAAAAACUACAGUCUCACCUGCCGGUCUCACCCCCUUAAGAUGCCUAGAGAAUGUGAGGAGAGCUGGAUCCACUUCAUCUGAAAAAAGGAAGUGGAUGCAGAGCAGCUUGUCAGUAGUCUCGGUGGCACUCUUCUCUUUGGCCCGGCUCUCUGCUCCUAUGGCAACAGACUCCUUUUUGAAACCUGCCAAAUCUGGCAAAGUGCUCCAGGGCAGGGAAGUAGCCAAUGACCCGUACAAACUGUUCUACACCUCUCAGAAAGUAAAAAGGGCCAAAAUGUGUAUUGAGUUACAUCCGUUGAAAGCCUGUGUGAUCAUUUCUUGUAGCGUAUGAGUCAUUGCAGAAUGGUUCCAGGGGAUGCUGUCAGACUACCAGCAAGCAAAACAAGGCACUUCACAUUGCUAGUAAUAUUCUAGGUUACAUAGAAUAGUUCUAACUGAUCCAUUUUACCAUUUUAUACUGUUUGUUUUCUAAAUGGACAGUGUGGCUUUACUGGUUUUGUUGUUAAUUUUGUUUAUAUUAUCUCACCAAGUCUGGGCACUAUUCCGUUUAUGCAUAAUUUGGAUGGCAGACACUGUAGGGAGUACUUAUAUAUAUAUUAUUAAGACUGAAACCAUGUUAAAUAUUUCCAUUAAUAUUUGGGCUGGAAAUUAAAUGUCAUUAUGAGCAGAACAUACGUGAAAAUGUGCCAUCAGCCCCUCUGUUUCCCUUAAGAAAAGGCACCUUUUUUUUUUUUUUUUUUAAUCUCCAGUGUUUGCAGUAAGCAGCAGGAAUGAUUGUUACCAAAGUGUGUGUAAGGCAGAUCUUCAUGGAGAAGUUCUCAUCUUUUUCAGGUGAGGCACAAGGUUUUUUCUUUAGGUAGUGGUGCAGGAAUUGUCCUUUCCUUGUGCAUCUGUUUUUACUAAGGGAAACUAGAGCAAUUUUGCACUUGUGUUGCAAUUGCAGUUGAAGAUCUCAAAGCACUGUAUGAAUGCUAAUGAUCUUACCACUAUUACUGGUAAAUUUAUAAAUCAAGAAACAGAUAUAAGAUAUAUAAAAAAGGAAUAAAAUAUAGACAAUACAUGGAGCUGGUUACAGAGCCUUAGAAUAGCAUGCCAGAACCCAGAAUCCUGGCUCUCUGUUCCCCAGUGUCCCAGUACUACUGCAGUAGUAUUUUUGAAUUCUUUAAUCAACUACUUCUCAUUAGAAACCAGUUGAACUCCAAGGCUGCAUCCUUUGCAACACAAAGCGGGAACUUCAAAGCGAAAUGUUCAUUUUACUCGUAAACUGAUACUUGCAUAGACCCAUAAACAGAAUCCCUUCUGCAGCAGGGAGAGCACAGUAACACUGUUAAGAUGCGGUCUUCCCAUGUUUCUUGCUCUACUUACUUUCAUUCUGUGGUUUUAGCGUGAUUUAAGAUUGGCAACAGGCUGAAAUCUAGUAAGUAAAAGAUUGUCCAUGAUUUUUUUCAUACAUAUUCAUAACUGCAUGGAAAGUUUAGCUUUAUAUGUGUAGCAUGAAUUUUCAGAACUGACUGGAUGGAUGGAGGUAUUAGAAGAGCUGCUUUUUUAGGACUGUAGUAUGAAAAUCAGGCCACUUAUUCGGGCAUCUUAUUUUGGAUUGCUGCUUAUUCAUGAAAAUCACAAGUUUUUAAAAUCACUGUUGUAAGCAACCCACAGCCAAGUAUAUAUUAGUCCAAAAAGUCUACUGAGUAAUUCUGGAAGUGCAGAAACCCCAAGAAAAUUCAUGUGUUUGGAAACUUAAUGUUACUACUUAGUUGUGAUUAGCAAAGCUAGGAUUUCAAGUGAAGAAGCUGCCUGGUUCCAUUAGUCUUUGGCUUUCAAAGGGACUGAAGUCAUGAAUGAGGAUUCUACGAGCUGCUGAGCAACUCCUGCAGAGUACUGAGAAAACUCAAUCCUAUUAGAAACCAUUGAGAAUUGACUGUGUUGUCUGCUUUAACUUUGUACUGGAGCACUGUGAAGUUGAACGUUUAAGUUGAAAUUGUUUUGAAGGAGUAGGUGAGGCUGAGGUGCGAUUGCCAGCUACGGAGAGGAAAGAGUGCUGCCUGCUUUCAAUCCAUCUGCGUUAUUGUCUGUAUCUGGGUUAGAGGAGUGACCAUGACCAAUCCAGCAGCAGCUCUUGUCUCGUAGAAAAAUUAGUGCAGGGAACUGGAAGUCUAGUUGUCCUCAGGUGGCACAGAAAAUGAGCUCUGUGAGAAGGGGUGCUACCUAACUGCAAGGUUUUUUGCCUCCUAUGGUGGGCUUCAUAUGACUAAAUGACAUUAUGACAAUAUAGGACAUAAUACAUCUGAACUAGUCAACCUAUACUCUUCAUAGUCAAUGGAGAUGUUUUCGCUAUCGUUAGCAGACUACCUGUGGUGUGACAAACUGUAUCAUCUCUGCUGAGUGCAGAGAGAACGCUGCGGGACUAGUUCUGCCAUACUGAAAUUCUCAGCAUUAGUGCAGAUUGUGCCAAAUUCUGCCAGAGUCUGUAGAUGUCAAGUUAGAUGAGCUGAAACACACCUUCAGUGACUGCAGAAGAAUCUUUCUUGGCAUGAAUUGAAAUUGCAUACCCUUACUUUGGUGAAACUUGCUCACUUAAGGAAUUCCAUUAAAGUUUAUCCAGUAAAGUCCAUAGAAGCAAAGUUUUAUGUACUUGUCAGCAAAGUAAGAAGAAAACGAACACACACACACAGAAGCACUGUGCUGAAUAAAGGCACUAUUUUAAAGUAUUGUUCCCCCUCACUCUUUCCCCCUCCCAAAUUACUGUAUUUCUUCCAUCAGCAAAACCACUGAAUUGCCUUUCAGCACACCAUAAAAAUUCCAUCUCUUGUGAGACUGGUAUUUGACACCAGUUUACAAUGGAUGUUGCUGGAGCCCAGUGCAAUACUUGGCUUACUGGCAGAAAGAUGCUGUUGCCAUCUCCUGGGAGAGACUCUUUCAUGUUCUAGCAAAUGUCAAAUAUGAGUGUUAUUGCAGGCAGGGACAGAUUAUGCAAAGCUGAGGCUGUCAGUUUAAAGGUUAAUGUCAUGUAUACCACAGUGUUGGAGACAGGUGAGAAAUUAAUGUCUCGGCAAUAUGAGUUUGCCUUGUAUUGUCUUCCUUCUGCAACGUCUCAGGGUAUUUACCUGUGCAAAAUCUUGAAUACUAAAGUAUUAUUCCAAGUUUGCCUUUUCUCUCUGCUUGUCUUGCACUGCUGGAGGAGAAUUAACAGUAGCUGUUACUAAACCAGUUAGCUGUCUGUGCUGACGGAGAGUUGAGCAGGCCGACCUUAUAAUGGAACUGAGAGUGAUCUCUGGGUUAAGCUGUUAAACAUUCACACGAGUACUGGCACCUGUCACAUGAAAGAUGAAAUUUGCACUUAUGUUUUCCUGUCACAUUCAGUACUGAACAUCAAAAGGAUUCUAGUUGACAAAAAAGGGAUUAAGCCAUUAAGUAGUGGUAAUACGCACCUGUUGUGAAGGUAAACUUAUGACCACCUUUAUAAAUUCUCAGGAAAACUUGACUGCUUUGCACUGUGUUCAAACUGAGCACUUCCCUUAUAAUGAGGAUUUUGUAAAAGUGAAUUCUUCACAAGGGUUUUUGCCAUAUCAUGCACUUUUAAAAACCUGUAUUUAUUAUAGUCAUACAAUAACUUAAUAUCUAGUAGUCCACAGUUUCAAGGUUCUUUCAGGUGUGUUUUUUAAAGAAACAUGGAAUCCGUGUAAAUGAAAAGGGGUUGUCUUUCCUGAUUAAACAUCUUGUCCAGAAUAAAGUACAUUACACAGUAUAUCAAUAAAGCACAUGUGCUAGACAAAAGGUCAUUUUGUUUUAGUGGAGAGUUGUACAAUUGCAAAGUGCUUAAUUAAUUUUAAAAACAAUAAUAAAACUAUGGCUAUUGUAAUACAAAAGAUUGUAAUAAAAGCUUUUCACAUUUUUA
Molecule: messenger RNA, 4738 nt
Organism: Harpia harpyja (harpy eagle)
Lineage: Eukaryota; Metazoa; Chordata; Aves; Accipitriformes; Accipitridae
Gene: PPP1R3D
Product: protein phosphatase 1 regulatory subunit 3D
Exons: 1
Coding region: 1-924 (307 amino acids)
Biological process (GO): regulation of glycogen biosynthetic process
Cellular component (GO): protein phosphatase type 1 complex
Molecular function (GO): glycogen binding; protein phosphatase 1 binding
Source: RefSeq, a predicted model, not a curated record